Messenger RNA from Calliphora vicina (urban bluebottle blowfly), 1186 nucleotides. Its product is annotated as splicing factor 3B subunit 4-like. The transcript is spliced from 4 exons. The coding region runs from base 277 to 996 and encodes 239 amino acids. The record is from RefSeq and is a predicted model, not a curated record. Lineage: Eukaryota; Metazoa; Arthropoda; Insecta; Diptera; Calliphoridae.
ACAAGAAAAGACAAGUCAGGCCAAUGACUAGUCAAAAAUGGGUUAAAUUAUAAUUUACUCAAACCCGUCACUUACGGUUUGAUGAGAGAUGAAUAAGUUUGAGAUUUUUAUUUUAGUCAAAACAGACAAAAAUAUUAAAUAAGUUUAGUCAACAAAACGCAAUAAACGGGAACGAACACACCAUUAAUAAACGUUUAAUUAAACUUAAAGAAUUUUAUACAAAACAAUAAAAUAUUUUAAUUUAAAUUAAAAAAGAAAAUAUUUAAAAAUAAAACAAUGUUUAAAUAUUUAAUAAUGUUAACUUUUUGUGUAAUGGCACAAAGAAUCCAUGGGAAAUCUUUAUUCGAUUAUAAUAUAAAUCCCGAAUAUGAUUUGGUUGCUGAACCAUCUACCAGUUAUUCGAAUUUUUGGCCCAGUUCUGAAUUUUAUGUUUCACCGCUAACACGUUAUAAACAUCAAGCCAGAGGUAGAGGUAGAGGACAAGGGAAAGGUAAAGGAAAACAAAGACAUCAACUGCCACCACAUGCCUUUGAUCUUUCAGAUGGUUAUCACUACCCUGAUUCAUCAGAGGAGUUUAGUGGUGAAAUAUAUCAUGCACCCCAUCCGCAUCCUCAUCCUCAUCACCCCCAUGGUAUACCGCCUGGUCUAGCCAAGAAACAGGGUCAUCCCCAUGGUCCACCGCAUGGACAUCCGUAUGGUCCUCCACAUGAACCUCCCAGACGUUUUCCUCCACCACCAGUUUAUGACAAAGAUUUUAUAAACCCCUGGGCAGUGCCAGUAACUACACCGAAACCAUUUAUAGUACAACUACCUCCCUUAACAACACCGCGACCAUUCAUUGUUCAACAGCCUCCCAUAACUACACCUGCCAUUUAUGUGGCUCCAAUAUUAACUACAAGAAGACCCACAAUAGCUACCACCCCGGCACCACCUUCUUCAACAUCAUCAAAUGAUGAAUUAAUUUAUGAUAUUGAUGUACGCUUCGGUCGUGAUUAAUUACAUUUUAUUAAACAUAUUAUUAUUAUUACUUGAAUGUGUAUAAAUAAGUAUUUAAUAGAUUUAUUAAAUAACGUAAUGAAUUUAUUAUCUUUAUUCAAUUGUGAUAGAAAUAUUUAAAUAUUAUUAUUGUAUAAAGUAAAAACUUGCAAAACAGCAUCGAAUUAUACAAUUAAUUGUUAAUACUUAA